Molecule: messenger RNA, 5648 nt
Organism: Gopherus evgoodei (Goodes thornscrub tortoise)
Lineage: Eukaryota; Metazoa; Chordata; Testudines; Testudinidae
Gene: LONRF2
Product: LON peptidase N-terminal domain and ring finger 2
Exons: 12
Coding region: 155-1684 (509 amino acids)
Biological process (GO): protein ubiquitination
Molecular function (GO): ubiquitin-protein transferase activity; protein binding
Source: RefSeq, a predicted model, not a curated record
GUUACAGGCUAGACAUGUUUCCAGAACUGUGCACAAGCUGUUUCUGUCAUUACAACGAGGUCCUCCUUUAUACAGGUCUCCCCAAGGAGUCUGCAAAAAAGCAGCUCCCUGCAAAUGUUCGUUAAUAGCACAACGAGCAGAACUGUGGAUAACCAUGAAAAACUAUCAACAAGCUCUCCAUGAUGCAGAUGCACUCUGCCAAAACAAACCCCUCUGGCCCAAGGGUCAUUAUGUGAAAGCACAAGCUCUUUCUGGAUUGGGAAGGACUGAGGAAGCACUGAAGGAGUUUCUUUAUUGUGUUGCCUUAAAUCCUGAAUGGAGCUUAAUGAAGAAAGAAGCCCAAAAGAUAAUGUGUGAGAUGUUUUUCCCAGCCUUUGAAAAUGUGCAUGACAGCCUCACUGCACCUUUCUCUAGUCGGACAAGGUUGAAACCUGCAUUUUUAAGCAGCUUAAAUACUGUUGAAGAUGGUUCUGCUGCUGGGUGCUCUGAGGAUACUGUAUUCAGAUUAACAAAAGCUCUGUCCCAAGAGCCUGACGUACUUAGAAGCACUAAUUCAUCUCUCUCUCACAAUGUACUGGAUUUGCAUUUUGAAGACAAUAAAAAGUCAUUGGGAACAAUCCUCUCCAGCUUACCUGGUCCACGUUUAAAAAGAAAGCUAUCCAGUGACUUGACAGAUUUACAAAGCUUGGAUGUCCCUAAUAAGAUUCCUAAAAAAGAUGGAGAUACUGUACUUGAAAACUCUGCCACCUCUGCAUUACGUGAGAUACCAGCAGUCCUUGUGGAUGCAUCAGACUUCGAGUGUUCCCUCUGUAUGAGGUUAUUCUACGAGCCUGUUACCACUCCCUGUGGGCAUACGUUUUGUCUCAAAUGCCUCGAGCGUUGCCUUGAUCAUAACCCAUAUUGCCCACUCUGCAAAGAAAAACUCUCUGAAUUUUUGGCAAGCAGAACGUAUAAAAAGACUAUCCUUACAGAAGAACUAAUAGUUCGUUACUUGCCGGAAGAAUUGUCAGAAAGAAAGAAAGUUUAUGAAGAAGAAAUGAAGGAGUUAUCAAAUUUGAAUGAAGAUGUUCCCAUCUUUGUGUGUACCAUGGCCUUCCCUACCAUCCCUUGCCCACUUCAUGUCUUUGAACCUCGGUAUCGGCUAAUGAUAAGAAGAUGUAUGGAAACUGGUACCAAACAAUUCGGCAUGUGCUUAGCUGAUGAACUAAAAGGGUUUGCUGAUUAUGGCUGCAUGCUAGAGAUCAGGGAUGUAAAGUUUUUUCCUGAUGGGCGUUCAGUUGUUGAUACGGUUGGUGUUCGUCGGUUUAAGGUCUUGAACCACGGUCAACGAGAUGGGUAUAACACUGCGAACAUUGAAUAUCUUGAAGAUAAAAAGGUGGAGGGAGCAGAGUAUGAAGAACUCGUCCAUCUUCAUGAUUCGGUUUAUGAUCAAGCUGUUGCCUGGUUUACUUCCCUUAAAGACAACAUGAAAGCACAAAUUCUCAAUCAUUUUGGAUCAAUGCCAGGAAAAGAAUCAGAGCCACAGAGUAACCCCAGUGGCCCAGCCUGGUACUGGUGGCUAUUGGCAGUGUUGCCAUUAGAAAACAGGGCUCAGCUGGCUAUACUUGCUAUGACUUCCCUUAAAGAUCGUCUUAUUGCCAUCAGACGUGUAUUAAUAUUUGUAACACGCAAGAGACCCAGAUGACAUGGACUUACCUGUGAACAGGCACUGACUGUAUAUUGGUAGAUAUGUUUUUUAAAACCAUCAUGCAGAGAUGAACAAUACUUCCUGGUUCUGUCUGACAUUCGCUAUUCUGGAUGUUCACCAAACUUUGCACUCUACUCUGUAAUUAAUAAGCACUCUGUGCCUGUCGUCCUAGUGAAAUCUGAGCCCCUAUGAAGUUGUGCUACAAUUACAAUGUAGUUGAUAGUUGUGGAUAACUACUUUUGAAGUACUAUUCCUAAUCAAGAGUUGAUGUUUCUAGCCUGUGAGAGACUGAAUUUAAAGUACUAGAACACCACAAAUGGCCUAUGUGCAGUUUGGAUUUAUACUUACAGAGAAUUAUUUUCCCUUCUAUGGAUCACAGACCGAAGAUGGAUUUAUUACAAUUUUCCUGAGACGGUCAGCAGAAGGGAAACGGAACUUUCCUGUGGAUAAAGUGCAUAACUGACAGGAUGUUCUCUUAAUGAGUUGGUAGAUUCUCUCUGCACUUUGAUCUACUCGUUCAAGAAAUAUUGGUCUAUAAAACAGUUUUCAAGAUUAAGGUUUUGGAGGUUGUCCAGGAGCAUAGUAUUUACAUGGUCACAGCUGUGUGUUGGAAAGAGUAGUAGCUAUUGAACAGCGAUUUGAUAGCCUUAAGUAAUUCCUUGUGUUGUGAUUUGCAUGUUGUAGUGGAAUGAGUAUAUCAAAUGUCAAAGGCGUGCAUUUAUUUUUAGAAAAUCAAAGUAAUCCCAGCUGGUCUGUUAUCACUAAACACAAACAAAACAAAUUCCCUAAAACAUGAAACUAGUCAAAGGCUGUUGUGAAAAUAGCUAUUUCACUCCAAAUUCUGGGAAAGCAUGCUGUAGUACUCAGCUGACGUGUUCUUAAAGUAAACUUGGCUAGGAUAAGCAUUGGGGAAGAUUCCAUUUCCCUUCCCACCUUCAAAUGAUGUGCCAAGCUAAUGUUACAUUAGAACGAGUAUUUGUUAGAACUUUGAGUUUAAAAGUUAGUGUUGUGUUUUAUAUCACAAGUGCUGCACGUGGUUAGAACCUUGGUCUGUGACAUCAUAAAAGGAGGUCCAAACUGAACACUAACAAAAGGCAAGUCUCAAUGCAAGCUUAAGUCAGGUGUCAUCUUCAUUUGUUUGUCUUGGUUUUUUAAUAUAUUGGUUUUGUUAAUAUCUUUCUUCGAUUGUUAUUGAAUAUGUUGCUGGUUAGUCAAAAUUCUUAAUUUUCUAAAGAGUGACUGAAAUAAUGAACAGUGUUACUAAUUUAAUUGUGUAGCUUCCUAUAAGUAGAAGUAAUUUUACCAACAUGAGAAGUUAGCCAGAAUUUCUGUGCUCAAAGUAUAGCAAGAUGCUUUUAGAGACACUUGUUCAUGUGCAACACUCUGGUAUGAUAAAAUGGUGUCUUAUCUACAUGUUUAAAGUGCCUAGUUUUUAGUUUGCUUUGACUCUUUUUUGUUUUGGUUUUGAUUUUUUUGGUCCAUUAAGAUAUAUAUUAAAAAUUUGCACAUGAGUUCUGGAAGAAAACUGCAUAAACAAAUACAUUAACAUGUAUUGCCUGCUUUCUUGGAUACUGUAAUUACAACCUUUGUGGUCUGGGAAACUAAAGUAUCUAGUGCAGUGGUUUUCAAACUUUUUUCAUUUGAGGUCACCUACUAAACUUCAAAUGGAGGUGUGGACCCCUUUGGAAGUCUUAGACACAGUCUGUGGAUCUGCAGGGGUCCACAUACCACAGGUUGAAAACCAGUGAUCUAGUUAACUUUUUUCUUUGUGCAAACCAUUACCAGAAGUGGUUUCUGUAACCUGCUCUGAAUGUACUGUAAUUGCCUCUACCUUGAUCACACCUUUUCUAGUUAAAUAGUGAUUUGUAAUUUAUCCUUUGAAUUGUGAAGUGCAUAACUUACAACCAAUGAUGUUGUAAUCUCCACAAUAGCCUUGCUGCAAGUUCUGCUACUGUCAUAAGAGUACUAAAAGUAAGAGCUGUAUGAGAUUCUGAGAGAGUUGAGAAGGCAUCCGAGCCCCAAAGCUGCAAACGAAACAGCUUGAAGUCUUUUGGGGCACUUCCCCCUCCAUCCAUGCAUUAGUAACUCUCAUACUUCAUCCCAGUGUUUUUCCAGUUAACCCAUUUUAGACUACUAGCACUUUAGGUAGUUCACCUUUAGAGUUUGGCAACCCAACUAAUUUUCAGUUGGGAAAAUGAAUUCUCUUUGUGAACUUUUCACAUUGUUUUUUGUUCUGUAUGCCACUCUUGUCGUCAUUGUCCUUGCUCUGUCUUUGUCCGUCUUGUCCAUGUCUCUCUCCUUGUCUGUUCAUGCAUUGAGUUUUACUGUUUUGGCUGCAAAGGGAUAUUGACAGAAUCAUACAAUCCUAGGCCUUGCACCUACACAGUGUUACAUGUGAGCGUAACCUUACACAGAUGCGCAUCCUUUUAGAAUUGAAAUGUUAGUUGCUGUCUCCUGAAUUCUAAUUACUGAAGGCAAUGUGAAUUUCUCUUGGCAGAAGCCAGUGAUUUAAGAUGUCUGUCCUUUUAAGUACUUUUAAAAGUGACACUACAAAACCAAGUGUUACUUUUUAAUACAUCAUAGAACAGCAAUAUAGAAGACUCAAGAUUGUCUGUCUGUCUUUUUUUUGUUUAAUUAGCUUUUUUGCAUUAAAUUACAUUACAGUCUAAGGAUGCCAGGAUAACUAAUGAAAUGUCUUCACUUGAGUGAAAGCUGAGCAACAGAAUUUUUGGCGAGUUUUAAACUAUUUCUAGCACAAUGGGGUCCGGGUCCAUGGCUCGGGCUCCUGAGUGUUAUGUUAAUACAAAUAAUUAAUAUUUCUUUUUAAACACUUAAGUGACUAACAUUUUGGAUAAAUAAUAUGAAAGUCAGUUUAACAUCUGCAUACAGAUACUAACAACCCAAACUCACUGUUUCUUCCAAAACAUCAAAUACUGGAUCAUAUAGCAAAGCUAAAGAGAAACCCUAUUCAUGGACACACACAGAGUCUCUAGUGUGUGCUUUAUUCCUGUCAAGUUCUCCUGUUGUGAUUUGUGCAGCAGCAAAUAGAUGGAGGAGCCAGUUGCCUCUUCUCUGGAUUAGAGGCAAAAUGUCCAUAUUGCAGCUAUCUUGCAUCUUUACUUAAUUCUCUUCUCCAUGGUACAGUAUUGAAACCAUGAGCUAAGCAGCUGGAAAAGACAUGUGUUUCGGCUGCCCUUCAACACACUACUUUUUUCGUACUUAUUUCCUAGCUUGGGCAAUGUGGUAGAAGAGUCUCCACUUUGGAGAGAUCCUUUAUACAUCAUAAAGAAACAAAAAUGUCCAAAUCUAACUUUUUUUUCCCUUGUGAGUCACCUGUAAGACUUCAAAAAAAUAUUUUGUAGCUUCACCUUUCAAGAAGCAUGUAAGUUGUUUGCCAUCAAGGCCUUUGUUAUCUGCUGCAUUUUAACAUGUCCAGUCUGUUUCAUUUAAUCAAUCGCUUUGGAUUUCUGACAUGCUGAUGAUCGGUUCAGUUUCUCACUGCUUCCCUUUCUCAUACUCCAGUCCAUUUUGAAACUGAAAUAUAAAGCUGUUCAAAAAGCUGUACAUGGUUCAUAUUACCUUUCACACUGGUGGAAUUGGUAUUUGGUAGCGCCUUAAAUUUGCAGUUGUGAAAUGAUUGUAUCAAUAACAAAAUCUCAUCUGCAGCUUGUGACCAGAUUAAAACAAGUAUGCGUAAUGUAGAUAAACUUGAAACAAUUUUUUUACUGUUUUAAAGCUAGUUAUGAAACUGUAUGUACAUAUGUGUAAAUAUAAAUUAAACUGCCAUUUUGUAUUUUAGUAAAUUCAGGACAAGUCCAUAUUCUAACCAUAUUUGGUACUUGUUGCAUAAGCAAAGCCAAACUUUUUUUUAAAAUUGCUAUGUUCAUUUAAUGUAUAUUUGCAAUGUUCCUGGGAAAUGUAUUUAAUUUAUGUGACAUUUUGAAUAAACAGAUCACAUUUA